UCCUCGUCCGUCGCGUCCGUUUCACGCAACUCGUCCACAUCAACCUCAUCUUCGUCCACCUCGUCACAUCUACAGCUCUUCUCUCUCCCCACGACCGAAUAUGUCCUCCCGCGCAGCGGGAACCAGCACGGCGGCGGCAGCAGCAGCAGCAUCCAGGGCCGGGGGCCGGAAGCCCAACCAGGGCGGAGACCGGGGCGGGGGCAAAGGCCCCAAGGCGGGGCCGCACCAGGACCGCAAAUUCCAGUUCUGUACGCGUUGCGGUGCCUUCGGGCACGUCCGUGCGACGUGCACCCGUUUCGUCCCUCCGGGGACACCUCGUUUCGUCCGCCCCGCCCCCCAACCCAACAACGCCCGGGCCCGGCGAAGCCAGCGGCGGGACGCGGCGGCAUUGGCUCGGGCGCUCGAGGCCGGGGAGCCCGAGCAGAUGAACUGGGAGCGGGAGGUGCCCCGUCGUGGGGAGGAUGCGGCGGCGGAAGAGGAGGUGAAGGAGGAGGAGAAGGAGGAGUAG
Aspergillus brunneoviolaceus CBS 621.78 is the source of this 508-nucleotide messenger RNA. RefSeq lists its product as uncharacterized. The transcript is spliced from 2 exons. The annotation marks the transcript as partial. The record is from RefSeq and is a predicted model, not a curated record. NCBI's taxonomy places the organism in Eukaryota, Fungi, Ascomycota, Eurotiomycetes, Eurotiales, Aspergillaceae.